Vanrija pseudolonga is the source of this 679-nucleotide messenger RNA. RefSeq lists its product as uncharacterized. The transcript has 5 exons. The record is from RefSeq and is a predicted model, not a curated record. NCBI's taxonomy places the organism in Eukaryota, Fungi, Basidiomycota, Tremellomycetes, Trichosporonales, Trichosporonaceae. The coding region runs from base 53 to 679 and encodes 208 amino acids.
CACAGACCAACAACACCGCUGAACAGCAACAGGCCUGCUCCAGCACCAGAGAAUGCGGGGCGGCGACCCCAUCCCCGAGCCCGAAGAGGCAGAGUACGCCGGCGCCGUGUGCUUCGCGCCCGCGGGGUGGUUCGAGGGGGUGGGCGCCGCGCGCAACACCCAGCCGGCACCGGCGGCCGUAGCCCCAGCACAACAUGGCGCAGCGAUGAAGAAGGCUCUGCUCCUCUCCACGAGCCAAGACGACAUCGCGCGCAUCGAAGCGCUCCUGCAGACGCGAGGCUACGCUCCAGGCGACAUCAUCUCCCUCGUCCCCAGCGCCGUCGACGCCGGACUGCGCCUAUCCCAGCAGAACGCGGCGGGGUGGAUCGACUGGCUCGCUGAGGGAGAGGGCAACACGCUGUUCGUCUACGCCGGCGCUGGGGCUGGCGUUGACGCCGAGCUCGGUGACGAGCCCGCCGUCUCGCUCACGUCGGCCCACACCGACGUGCUCGUCCUCGCUCCGCCCCAUGACGCACCGACAAUACCAGGCGCCAUGGGCCAGGCGCUUGCUGCCGUGCUAGGUCGCUAUGGCGCAGUGUGCUACCGCACCCUUCUGCGUGAGCUGGCGCGCGAGAUGGGCGCCGAAGUACAGCUCGCGUCCUCGCAGCCACUCGACCUCGAUGCACUCUUCAUCGCAUAG